Molecule: messenger RNA, 918 nt
Organism: Uncinocarpus reesii 1704
Lineage: Eukaryota; Fungi; Ascomycota; Eurotiomycetes; Onygenales; Onygenaceae
Exons: 1
Coding region: 1-918 (305 amino acids)
Biological process (GO): poly(A)+ mRNA export from nucleus
Cellular component (GO): nucleus
Source: RefSeq, a predicted model, not a curated record
AUGGCGGCUACAUACAGCAAGAAGACAAACUCGGACCUCAUGGAGAUGCUCAAGGCGCGAGGACUUCCUCACACCGGAAAGAAAGCUGAUAUGGUCGCGCGACUCGUCGAAGCAGACAAAGCCGCAUCGGAUGACACCAGCGCCACGGUCGCCUCGCCACCCUCCCCUGCACCCAAAGCCGACGCAGCUGACGACGUUAUCGACUGGGACGACGACACAACAGCAAUAGAACCAGUGGCAUCAACCAAGGAAACUGCCGCAAAAAGUACUGACGCGAAAGACGCCAAAGAAGCUGCAGCGGGCGGCAAGGGAGUUGUUCCAAACCCGACUGCAGUGCCGAACCAGAAGGUUGAUACCGACCCUUCGACUACGCAUGACCUAACAGUUAAGCGUCCGGGUGACAAGGAGGAUGGUGAGAAGAAGGAAGCCGGUGCGGAACCUGUAGGCGAGAAAGAAGAAGCUGGUGCAGACAAAACCGAAACGGCAGAGAAGAAACCCGAAGAAAAGAGUUAUAGCAUGGGGCUUGCUACUACAGAUCUCGAUUCUGAGCUUGAGAAACGCAGAAAGCGAGCUGAGAAGUUUGGUAUUGUGGAUGAUACAGCCUCGAAAGAAGCCCAAAAGGCGGUGGAGAGAGCAAAGAGAUUUGGGACCGCGAACAACGACAACACAUCGUCCGGCGUGAAGGGAUUGGACGAGGCGCUGCCAGAACGAUCGAGGAAGAGAGGCCAUGGCGAAGAUGGCGACCACUAUCAGCGUGGUGGAAAACGCAGAGACUUCUCCGGACGUGGACGGGGACGGGGACGUGGUGGGCACGAUUAUCGUCGCCGCAACGGUGGUGGUUCGAAUAACAACAGAGCGGAUAAUUGGCGCGAAGCAGACCGCAGUGCAAUGGAAAGAAGAAAGGCUCGGUUCGGUUGA